GUCACAAACUCGGACGGCACACAAUGGGAUCCAACUAUAGAGCUUCGCUGUCAAUUCACUCCCCUUUUGGAUAACACUCUGUACUAUCACAUCGAUUGGUACGUGGAUAAUACAAGGAUUAUAGAGAAUCAAACCGUAGAUACCUCAACUCUUGGCAAUGCUAUACUUACAACAGAGGAUCUGCACAAUGCGGGGAGGAAGAUCGGAUGCAUGAUUCAUUGUGUAGUCGGUGCCAAACGAACACUCGUGGACUCACCCUGUAACAGUACAUCCAGUGCCCUGUUUUUCGCAGGAAUUCAGGUAUUAACACCAGUUCUAAAUAUGUCAAGAAAGGGAGAAACGACGCUUAGAAUUCGACCCACAAUACCUUAUGCGACACACACGUUAGAAUUGCCAACAUACAAUUUAGAAGAUACUGGAGAAUUGUCAAUUUCUCUUGAUUUCCCAGAAAACAUUAUUUCAGAUUGUACAAUUGCCGGCAGUUCGAGAACCUGUGAAAUAAAAAUUCCCAGUUUCAAAUAUAGUGAAAGACACAAAUACAACGAUCGUAGUCAGUGGUAUAAAGAGUAUACGAUGACUAUACAAAAUAAAGACAGUCUGGGCUAUGAAAUUGAUAAUAGUGUGCUACUUCGGCUAAAAACCAUAGGCGGCGGCGAAAAGGCAGCAAAAGUAUUUGAAGGCGUUUUGCUCCCCGACGUCCCAAUAAAUAUCAUUGACGACCAUACAGAGUGGAAGGGAAAGUAUUGUUAUUCACAUGCUGACCCUCACAUGAGAACAUUUGAUAAAUAUAAAUAUGAAUGCCAGGACGAAGGAUGCAAGACAGGGAUCACGAGUGUUUUAUAUCAAAACAAAGAACAUGAUCAGGAGGUGCACGUCAGACAUCACAAGUGUUUCUGGCCUAAUGCGCGCUGCAUUUGUGCCUUGGCUGCAAGAUCUGGGAGAGACGUUUUCAUCUUCGACGCUUGCAACGGGAGACGUUAUAUCAACUUUCCAAUCUGUGAUGACAAAUCACUGAAGGUUGUCAAGGUUACCGAUAUGUCUUAUAAAAUAUUUUUUCCAACUGGAACGUAUGUUACAACUACCUUAUACAUGUAUAGUGACUGGUUUUUACAAACGCAAGUCUACCCGUCUGUAGCGGACGUUGGAAAAAGUUCAGGUCUCUGUGGGGUUUUAGGAGGUGGUAUGCAGAACGACCUGACAAGAAGAGACGGAACUUUAGACGACCCAAACAGUUUUAGCUAUCAUAAUCCACCAAAUGACUUUUCCAUUUCAUGGAGAGUAUCGGCCAGUGAGGACCUUCUCUCUGCUUUGAUGGAUUUUCAGACUCUGAAUUCUCUAUCGCUUAUAAAAACUCAACUUUGCACGUGUAACGAAGAAAAGAAGACAGAGUGCAGUUACCGUAGCUACACGGACUGUGGAACAACAACCCGUGGAAAAGAAUACCAGUGUCUGCUUCACAGUAGUAGCAGUAGGCGAAAGAGACACGCUGAAUACAUGGCAUCCUUUAAUCCGGACCCGGUGGAGGCAUCAACUCCCCUGAGAGUAAGAAGGCAGGCUGCAUACACAGAUGAAGAAGUGAUUGUUAUUUGUAACGCAGAAUUUGAUAAUUCAAUCCCAUUUCAAACGUGUAUAGAACAUGUAGCUGAUUUCUCCAAUGAUUCUAUUCAAAACUGUAUCGCAGAUGUGUCUCUUACGGGAAAUCCAAAUCUGACCUCAUUCCAUCUGGAGAGCGCUAUAUCUGAAUGUCAGACUCUCAUAAACCUCAACAGCACUCUUCAAAAGGAAAAACCAUCGAUUACAUACGAAAUAUUGAAUGUUUGUCCUAGCAACUGCAGCAAACAUGGAGAAUGUUCAGGAGGAAACUGUACAUGCAAUGCUGGAUUUGGCGGAAGUGACUGUUCGUUUGAUAUAACUUCUCCCCCAAGAGUAGCCAGUUUACUUGGAAAUGGUCUUUGUGACCUUUCAGGGGAUACAUGCGAUGACGUAACAAUGUUCGGUCAUUUUUUUGUUGAAAAUAUGAAUACAACUUGCUUCAUGACUAGAAAAGAGGUAUUUACAAAUGUAAUUCAAAUGAAAUACGUCCUGAUGUACAUCUUUAUAAGAUUAAGGAAAAAAGAAAACAAGUAA
Saccostrea echinata is the source of this 2127-nucleotide messenger RNA. RefSeq names its product von Willebrand factor D and EGF domain-containing protein-like. The record is from RefSeq and is a predicted model, not a curated record. The transcript has 11 exons. The coding region runs from base 211 to 2127 and encodes 638 amino acids. Lineage: Eukaryota; Metazoa; Mollusca; Bivalvia; Ostreida; Ostreidae.